Messenger RNA from Gadus morhua (Atlantic cod), 2261 nucleotides. It is a transcript of the gene tmod2, whose product is annotated as tropomodulin 2. The record is from RefSeq and is a predicted model, not a curated record. Gene Ontology annotation, biological process: actin filament organization; muscle contraction; myofibril assembly. Gene Ontology annotation, molecular function: tropomyosin binding. Bases 239 to 1273 code for a protein of 344 amino acids. Gene Ontology annotation, cellular component: striated muscle thin filament; cytoskeleton; myofibril. The transcript is spliced from 10 exons. NCBI's taxonomy places the organism in Eukaryota, Metazoa, Chordata, Actinopteri, Gadiformes, Gadidae.
UCACCGUCAUUCAGCGAAAAACGGUGGUUCUGUCUUCCUGUGUUACCGCCCUUGGUAUGAGUGAGAAAGUAAGCGUUCAUUGGUGAGAUUGGGAUUAUUUGGCACUAUUUGUCGGCUCCCAUUAUCUAUAGGUUCCGGCUAGCACCUCCACUCUACUCAGCGCUGAGCCUUGAGGAGCUGUUCCCCUUCUGCCGUGCAUCAGGAGCGCGUAGCUCGCCGUCCACACAGCCACACAGCCAUGGCGUUGUACAAGAAGGACCUGGGCAAAUACAAGGACCUCGACGAGGAUGAGAUCCUCAACAACCUGUCGGCUGAGGAGCUGAAGCAGCUGGAGACGGCCCUGGAAGAUAUGGAUCCAGAGAACGCACUGCUGCCAGCCAGCAUGCGGCAAAAGGACCAGACCGGGAAGAAGGCCACGGGGAACUUUGACCGCGACGGGCUCCUUACCUACCUGGAGAAGGAGGCCAUGGAGUACAAGGACCGGGACGACGUGGUGCCCUUCACCGGCGAGAGGAAAGGAAAGGUGUUUGUCCCCAAGCAGAGGCCCAUCGAGUCCCUGCAGCAGGAAGUCACGACCCUUGACCCGGAGCUAGAAGAAGCUCUGUCCAGCGCCACGGACACAGAGCUGUGCGACCUCGCAGCAAUUUUGGGGGUUCAUACGUUGGUCACCAGCACUCAGACGUACGACGGGACCUGCAAGGAAGGCUUCAGUAAUGUCAUUAAAGGGGAGAAGAUGGUCCCCGUCUUUGACGAGCCCCCCAACCCCACCAACGUGGAGGACACCCUGCAGCGGAUAAAGAGCAACGACCCCUCCCUCACGGAGGUCAACCUCAACAACAUCAAGAACGUUCCCAUCCCUACUCUGAAAGAGUUCGCCAAAGCCAUGGAGCACAACACCCAUGUCAAGAAGUUCAGCCUAGCAGCCACACGGAGUAACGACCCCAUAGCUGUGGCCUUCGGAGAGAUGCUACGGGAAAACAAGGCGCUGGUCAGCUUGAACCUGGAGACUAACUUCAUCACCGGCGUCGGAGUGCAGGCACUGGUGGACGCGCUGAGAGACAACGACACUCUCACAGAGAUCAAGAUCGACAACCAGAGGCAGCAGCUGGGCACUACGGUAGAGAUGGAGAUAGCCAAGAUGUUGGAAGAGAACCACAACGUCAUCAAGUUUGGCUACCACUUCUGCCAGCAGGGGCCACGGGCCAGAGCUGCCGCGGCCAUCACCAAGAACAACGACUUGGUCCGCAGGAGGCGAGUGGAAGGGGACCAGUAGGGGCGGACGGUCUCCCGGCCAAUCCUAGCGUCUCAUCUCACCAUGUGGAAUACUUUCAGCCAAUUCCCUGGUCUCAUCUCACUGUGUGGAAUUUUAAGUCUUGUGCCAAACCAUGGAGCAAGGCAUCGACCAGAACCAACAUCUGAGCAGAAGGGAAAUAACUGGAAUCGCCCUCUCCUGUAAACUUAAGCUCAUUCUCAUUUUUAUUGUUAUGUUACCGCUGUAGUUUUUAGUCAUUCCAUUUUGGUUGCUAAUUUGUCCCUUCGUGAGCCUAUAUCUGUACAGACUCAUGUUCGAGUUGUUUUCUCUUGUUCAACCUUAUGUUUAGUUUCUUUUUAUACUGUACCAUGAGCGCGUUGAACUACACGGUCAUAAUAACCAAGUAAGGGCACGUGUAACUUGUAACCAUGAUCUAAAUUAUAAUAGUAACUGUACCACCCAAUGCUUCCAUUGGGGGCGCCAUAGAUCUUCCACGUUUUGCAGACUUACUUUGUGUUAGCUGAGCUUUUCUACCGCCAACGUCUCUGUGGUUCAUAUGUGCAAGCAAAGCAGAGGCAGGCCAAGUCAGGCCGGCAUGUUGAACUACAUACUGGUGACCCUUAGCAAAUGGUUUUGACUUGGCUGUGGCAGCUAGCCUGCUCCCAAUCCUCAUGGUCAUCCAUUGACAAAAUUGUCCAUCAUCCAUGUAACACAGGCCUUGUUCUGUCCAAGGAUUGCCCAUUGGAUGAGUGGUACUGGCUUUGUAGGUAACAAGGUUGAUAGCAAGGCGGGUUGUUGCAGUGGAUUUGGAAGGGACCUGAAUGGCUAAUGGACAAUAAUGGCUAAUGGAUACACCAUUAGGUUUUGAGCUGGUAUAUGUGACUGUAUGUGUUCCUUAUAUUGCUAAACUGACGCUAAUCCUUGACUUCAUGUAAACCUACUGUAUGAUCAUGGCAAAAUUGGGUUCACAGGGAUUAAAGUUAUCCGUCGCUACGACGGAUUUCCGUCA